CCAGAGUUUGAGGUCCAGUCUUCUCACGCCAUUUUGGAUGAUCGGAAGAAGAGAAGGCUGAAAAGCAGCCGGGAAAUCGUAUAAUAUCCUCACCAUCGGAGGAUUUUGCUGAACAUGGAGAACUCUUACGGCAUAGGGGUUCGUAACCGUUACGAACUCUUCUAUGAUGAAGAUAUAGAUCCAAUGGAUCUCUUAAAACAAAGUGAAAAGAUUAAGGAUAAGGCUUCCGAGAAGGAAAACAAGGGAAAGACCGCCAAGGCGAAGUCUCCCGUAGUGAAGAAAGGUGUGAAGACGGAAACUGCUCCCAAGAUCUCUGACAAGUCGAGUGUUCCUGGUUACGAAGGCAAACAGCUUCUUGGACCAGGGAAGCUUGGCCCCAGUAGAAGUACUGGAGUAGAAGAGCUCUCAAAAUCAACAACAGCCACUCAGCCAAGAGGACCCCGCUCAAAUGAUGGCCGUGUUAAGUUUUCGGACCGGGAAGAAAGAAAUAAUAGACGUAACCGACCUGAAGGUGGUGAAUUCAGAGAUGGCCCACCACCGCCUAGGUUUGAUGGUGAAGGCCGAGGUGGCAUGGGAAGAGGAAGAGGACGUGGCAUGGGACGGGGACGUGGCCGAGGUCGUGGUGGUCUUCCCGGUGGCCCUGACAGUCGAGGGAAACGGGAGUUUGAUCGCCAGAGUGGAAUGGCUACAACAGGAGUGAAGUCUGUUGACAAGCGAGAAGGCUCUGGAUCUUACAAUUGGGGAUCAGACAAGGACCAAAUUGAGGAACAGUUAAAUGCUACUCCUACUGCUUCAGAUCUUGACACAUCGGCAGAAAACGUGGAAAAGGCUCCAGAGGAUGUGGCUACUGCUACAGAGAAUGAGGAGGUUGUCAGGGAGGAUGAUGGCACAAAGGAGAUGACAUUGGAUGAAUGGAAGGCCAUGCAAGGUGCCCGCAAUAAGCCUGCCUUCAAUAUUCGACGACCGGGUGAGGGUGAGAAUACAGCACAGUGGAAGAAAACUUACAUUCUUAAGAAGAAAGUGGAGGAAGAUUCUGAUGAAGAGGAGGAGGAUGAGGAAGAGGAAGUGCACCAUGGCCGUAGGAAAGUUCUUCUUGAUAUUGAUUUCCAAUUUGCUGACUCGCCUGGGCGUGGCCGUGGAAGAGGCCGUGGCCGUGGAGGUCCUGGGCGUGGACGAGGUGGAGAUCGUAUGGAACGUGGAGGAGGGCGGGGUGGUGGUGGAAUGGAGCGUGGUCGUGGGGAACGUGGCCGGGGCGGCCCUGGUUCCCGUGGGGGAAGAGGGAUGAGCCGUCAAGAGGCACCCAAAAUGGAUGAUGAGCGUGACUUCCCAAGCUUAGGCUAGACUAGGAAGUGCUACACGUACUGGUGCUGCUUCUGAAGUAACAGACCUGCUUCCAUUCAGGUCUGCUCUUGCUAGUCAAGUAGCACCGGUAAAUUGUGGGACCCUUACCACAGCAGAGUUGGAAAGGUUAGGGAUCCCUAUGCGUAAGAGUUCUCCGUUGUUCCAAUCUCAUCAAGCAUCAUUCUCUUUAAACAUGGCAAGUUUUCUUUCUCCAAUACAAAUGCUGUUGGGGAAGGCCAGAGCAUUGUGACUAGAUCUCUUCAUGAACUUUUUAUUCGCGUUUUGUACAAGAAUUGACCAGUUCAAUUUUUUGUCAUGGAAGCUAUCGAAGCUUUUAAUUCUUGUUAUUCCUGUUGUGGAUAUUCUCGAGAGUGUAGUGCUCAAAAGAUUAUUUCCAUUAUAAAGUAUUUCGUGUCAAUUCUCCUAAAAGCUUUUGUUGUACAUAUUGAUCAAUUAACUGUCAAGGUGGUUGAUGGGGUAGUGAUGGUUAUAUCAUGUGUACAUAUGUCUGAAGCCCAUAUUGUCUUUGGUUUUGUGUGUUGUACUAUGGCCGUCACUACCCUAGCGGAGGCUUGCCACGCAUUUUGUACUUGAUACUGAUUAACACAUAGACCAAUAAAAACAGAAAUUAUCAA
Procambarus clarkii (red swamp crayfish) is the source of this 1976-nucleotide messenger RNA. Its product is annotated as SERPINE1 mRNA-binding protein 1. NCBI's taxonomy places the organism in Eukaryota, Metazoa, Arthropoda, Malacostraca, Decapoda, Cambaridae. Gene Ontology annotation, cellular component: cytoplasm; nucleus. Gene Ontology annotation, molecular function: RNA binding. The record is from RefSeq and is a predicted model, not a curated record.